Molecule: messenger RNA, 1812 nt
Organism: Eurytemora carolleeae
Lineage: Eukaryota; Metazoa; Arthropoda; Copepoda; Calanoida; Temoridae
Gene: CaBP1
Product: protein disulfide-isomerase A6 homolog
Exons: 11
Coding region: 163-1467 (434 amino acids)
Biological process (GO): response to endoplasmic reticulum stress
Cellular component (GO): endoplasmic reticulum lumen
Molecular function (GO): protein-disulfide reductase activity; protein disulfide isomerase activity
Source: RefSeq, a predicted model, not a curated record
AGCUUAUUGUUGUGCCAAAAAUUGUCUAGUCAAGUAAUUUCUGGAUGUAUGUUUUCUGAGCUCAAAACAAAGUUUCUCAAUGCUCAAUAUGAUUAGAUCUCGUUAUGUAUAUUUACGAUGUAGUACAGUUACCUAUAUUUCAGAAGAGACUAGGACGAAAAAAUGGCGCGAGUUGAUUUAUUUCUCCUCCUGGCCUUGGUGACCCAAACCUGGGCCUUGUAUUCAAGUGGAGACGCCGUAGUUGAUCUCACUCCUGCUAACUUUGAUAAACAGGUGAUAAACGGUGACGGAGUGUGGAUAGUUGAAUUCUACGCUCCCUGGUGCGGACAUUGUAAAAAUCUAGUUCCGGAAUACAAGAAAGCAGCCAAAGCACUCAAGGGAGUUGUCAAGGUUGGCGCGGUGAAUGCUGACGAGCACAAAUCCCUGGGAGGACAAUAUGGAGUUCAAGGUUUCCCCACUAUCAAGAUAUUUGGCGCCAACAAGAAGAAGCCUGAGGAUUACAACGGGAACAGGAAUGCCCAGGGGUUUGUAGAUGCUGGUCUUGCUGCAGCUAAGAAGCUGGUCAAUGCUCAACUCGGUGGAAAAUCCAGCGGAGGUGGUGGAGGAAGCAAGAAUGCUAAUGCUGGUCCGGGAGAAGGUAAAGAUGUUGUAGAACUUACUGAAGCUAACUUUAAGAAGAAGGUUUUCAACAGUGAUAAGGGUUGGUUGGUUGAGUUCUACGCCCCCUGGUGUGGACAUUGUAAGAGUUUGGCCGGACCUUGGGCAGAUGCUGCUUCACAGCUUAAAGGAAAGAUGAACCUUGGAGCCCUGGAUGCAACCCAACACCAGAGUGUAGCACAAGAAUACGGAGUACAGGGAUACCCAACCAUCAAGUACUUUGCUCCGGGUAGCUCAGAGCCUGAGGAAUAUAACGGCGGAAGAACUGCUAGUGAUAUAGUUGCCUGGGCGGAGGAAAAGGCAGCUGAGAACGUGUCUCCGCCAGAGAUAAAGCAGAUUCUAUCUGAUGCUGAUGUUGAAGAAGGUUGUGGGGAACACCCUCUUUGUGUGAUUGCGUUUCUGCCUCAUAUCCUUGAUUGUCAGGCUAGCUGCCGUAAUGCAUUCCUUGAAGACCUCCGGAAGCUGGGAGACAAAUACAAGAAGAAGAGCUGGGGUUGGCUCUGGUCCGAGGCUGUUGCUCAACCUGACCUCGAGGCCUCCGUUGACGUCGGAGGAUUUGGAUACCCAGCCAUGGUUGUUGUCAGUCAAAAGAAGAUGAAGUACUCAAUUCUGACGGGAUCCUUCGGGUUCGACGGGAUCAACGAGUUCCUAAGGGAUCUCAGCUAUGGCAAGGGAAGAACCAACCCUGUCAGAGGAGCUCAGAUGCCUAAGAUCUCUAAGGUGGAUGCUUGGGAUGGAAAGGAUGGAGAACUACCUGCUGAGGAGGACCUUGAUCUUAGUGACGUAGAUCUAGACAAGGAUGAACUCUAAACACAGGAAUGCAGAAAUUUUUAAGUCUGUUUUGAGGACAAAACUUUUUACUGAAGAUUGGUGACAAACACGACACUUUUUUGUGACGCGUCGUUGUUUGACAGACGACCAAGUGUCCAAGGCUCAAAGACGGUGCUAUAUCUGUUGCCGCAAAUCUCGUCAAAAAGUGUGAUAAUAGUGAACGCUGCAUGUCUUCUUUAUACGCACGAUAUCUUCUUAAUCAAUUAAUAUUGUGGUUUUAUCAAUUAUUAAUCCUAUUAAAUAUAAUGAAAAAAUGCCAUUUAAUAUGUAAUUAAUUAAUUUCCUGCGCUUGAGUUUAGUUUUAAGUUGUUUGAAUGUUACAGA